GAACCAAAUCUGCAUGAUUCUGAUAAAGAGGAAGAAGUGGAAAUGGUAGUUAUUACUGAUAAAGAGGCAUUAAAUAGUUUAGAAAAAGUGAUUCAAUAUUUAAAAAAUCCACCAGAUAAUUUUACAAUUAGCUAUCAAGAAUUAAGAAUGAUUAAUAGUUUAAAAUCAAAAAUUCAUAAACGUGUUCAGGAUAAUGCAAAACAACUUAUUGGACAAAAAUGCUUGGAACCAAGUGUCCACUAUAACAAACUUUGA
Molecule: messenger RNA, 255 nt
Organism: Entrophospora candida
Lineage: Eukaryota; Fungi; Glomeromycota; Glomeromycetes; Entrophosporales; Entrophosporaceae
Source: the annotation of a GenBank genome assembly